AUGCCACCAGCCCUCCAACUAUUCGAACCAUGUAAAAUAUGUCACCAACCAGCAAAUGGACGGCAUUUCGGAGUGAUGAGCUGUCGCGCCUGUGCCGCUUUUUUUAGAAGAGCAGCAUCUGGCAAUUCAAAGUAUUUAAGUGUCAUAUGCACAAAUGCGAAUUGUAUAAUUUUUAGAAAUGGGAAAUACAAAUGUAAAUCAUGUCGUCUGAAAAAGUGCCACGAUGUUGGGAUGGACCCAAGAAAAUUCCAACAAGACCGUGAUCUACUUUCUUCCACUAUUCUGGCUCUUUCUAAUUCUACUUCACCCCAAAGCCUCUCCAACUUCUUAGGUCGUCCUGAAUUCAUUUUGUGCUGCGAACCGGACCGCGCAUCUCACGUCAAAACGAUAAUCGAUGUAUCUUUUCUCAUCGAUAAGGCUCGAAACCUUCUAGGAGCUCAUCAUUCAAACUAUGAUAUUCCUUUGAAAUUCGACAAUAGUCUAGAGAAAUUAACAUUUGCAAUAGAGGACUUGAAGUUGAAACGAGGCAAUCCAGAGUUUCAAAUGGUCAAGUAUAUCGGGAAAGAUGAGAAUUUGCUGUUCUGGGAACUCAACUUCCUUGGAGCUGCACAGUGGUUUUCAGAACUUGCCGAGUUUAGAGGAUUAGAUAUGGAAGUUAAGAUAGAAAUUCUCCAAAUCGCCUGGAUGUUAUGGGCACGGAUAGACAAACUAGCCGACUCUGUUGAGCUUCAUAGACGGAAAAUUCUAGAAGAAAAUUCAUAUAAAUGGACAGACGACGCAUGUAUGGAUUUGAAAAAUGUGGAGGUUGAUUUGAAAUGGUGUACGAAUUAUAGCAAGGAGCAAUUAGCGGCAAUUAUGAUCCCCGACAUCAACAAACACUGGGUGAAAUGUCUAGAAAUUUUCAUAGAGCUGGAGCCUUCAAACAUCGAAAUCAAUUUUCUAAUUAUCGAUUUAUCACUAACCGAAGCUGCGAAGAAACUGGAUGGAAAAUGUCUGGCAGCAAUAGAAAAAAUUAUGGAGAUUCAAGCAAAUAAUUUACACCACUAUUAUACUAAAAAACUAAAAAUGCCUCAUUAUUCUGGAAGAUUGGCAAAACUGAUGAAAAUCAAUAAGGAGAUUAAAGAAGAAAUUCGAGAACGAAAAGAGAUUAAAUAUCUUGCAACUGUGUUUAACUUAUUUUCUGUUGAAUGUUCUCAUCCGGAAAUUUUCACCUAUCUAAAAGUCAUACCUUUUGAGCCUAUGAAAAAUCAGGUAAGCAUUUUUUUUCCAAUCAUGAUCUUCUAUUCCCCAAACACGCCACAUUCAGGUUGUUUGACAAGGAAGUGCUGA
Messenger RNA from Caenorhabditis briggsae, 1329 nucleotides. The coding region runs from base 1 to 1329 and encodes 442 amino acids. NCBI's taxonomy places the organism in Eukaryota, Metazoa, Nematoda, Chromadorea, Rhabditida, Rhabditidae. Gene Ontology annotation, biological process: regulation of DNA-templated transcription. The transcript has 7 exons. The record is from RefSeq and is a predicted model, not a curated record. Gene Ontology annotation, molecular function: zinc ion binding; sequence-specific DNA binding; DNA-binding transcription factor activity.